AUGUCGCAAACGAGGAAUCGCAGAAUCUCGCUCGGCUCGCCGAAGGACCUGAAGGAGGUGAAAUUUUUCGAAGAGGAACCUAUGCCCGAUGUACCGCCAAAGGGAGCACGUGUCCAGGUUUGUUAUGCGGGUGUCUGUCUCACGGACCGUGAAGUCACCAACACGAAACAAGCACGCAUCACCAAUGGCAUCAAGGACACCUCACUCUUCCCAGGCUACGAAGUCUCUGGCAAAAUCGAAUCCUUUGGCGACCAGUGCGUACCCGGGGAAUUCGACCUGCAAGUUGGGGAUAAGGUGAUUGUCUGGCCCACAGAUGAGAUGGCGGCACAUGGAUACUCGGAUUUUGUCGUCGUCCCAACGUUGAACUUCCUAGUCAAGAUCCCCGAGUCAAUGAGUAUGCACGUGGCUUCGAUUCUGCCCGCCGGUGCCACCUGGGCUCUUUCAGCGGUAUUGCAGGCGCGCCCCAUCGUCGAAGCUUUCUCGCACUCCAAGGGCUUUUGCAACAUCCUGAUCGUCGGAGCGGGAGGUCUGGGACUGUGGCUGCUCAAGCUCGCCAAACAUUUCUUGACGAUGAAUAAUGAAAAGAAAAUCAAGAUCAUGGUGGCCGACGCGAAGGAGGAGCGCCUAUGCCUUGCCGAGAAGAAUGGUGCCGAUUUUGUGGUGCACUGGGAUGAUAAUGAAUUCGAGGAAUAUCUCAUUAUGCGCACAAAAGACGUUGCCCGAACAGGGGUGCAGAUCGUCUUCGACUUUGUCACAUCUCCUCGUACCGUGACGAGAUCGCUGAAGUGUCUAGCGGAGGGUGGUGUGCUCUUUGUUGGUGGACUGUCAGGACUGGAUGUCCAGCUGCCAAUCAAGCUCGUCGCACGAAAUCGCCUCGCCAUCAUGGGAGUUUCCCGUGGAAAUAUUGAUCAGCUAAAGAACCUGGUCAACCUGAUUGCUGGCGGCCAAAUCGAUGCUCCGGAUUACGUGGUUUAUCCAGCUAACCAAGCCAGCAUGGUCCUCAAACAACUGUCAAUGUCCGAGGUCGAAGGCCGAGCAAUUCUCGAAGUUUGCGACCCGUCCAACGUCGCCAAGAAGGAAACA
Mesorhabditis spiculigera is the source of this 1083-nucleotide messenger RNA. The record is from the annotation of a GenBank genome assembly. Lineage: Eukaryota; Metazoa; Nematoda; Chromadorea; Rhabditida; Rhabditidae.